This is a messenger RNA of Cynara cardunculus var. scolymus (artichoke), 2359 nucleotides long. RefSeq names its product AT-rich interactive domain-containing protein 2-like. Bases 120 to 2069 code for a protein of 649 amino acids. Gene Ontology annotation, molecular function: DNA binding. The transcript is spliced from 2 exons. The record is from RefSeq and is a predicted model, not a curated record. Lineage: Eukaryota; Viridiplantae; Streptophyta; Magnoliopsida; Asterales; Asteraceae.
ACAAUUCAAGAUUCAAUUUUGAUGACCGAUUUUGCUCAAGUGUUGACCAAAGAUUUGAAUCAUUGUGUGUUUUCUGUGUGUCAACAAGAAAAAGAGAGGAGGAAUCUUGAAUGUAAAACAUGGACCAUUUUUCUGAAGUGAAAAAUGAAUCAGAUAUGAGCAAGAUUAAGGUUCCUGAAGCUUGUAGAAAUGAUGGGUUCUUUAUGAAGACUGAUUUGAGGUCUUCGUUUGAUCAAGUUCUUUCAUAUUUCUUGAAAUGGGUGUCUGUAAAUAAGGAUGUAAUAAAGGGGUUUCCACCUAAACUUGGAGAUGGGGUGGAGGCUGAUUUGUUUACUUUAUUCUGGGUGGUGAGGAAGAUAGGGGAUUAUGAGUUGGUUUCCAAGAAUGAAUUGUGGGAAUUUGUUGCUGAGGAAUGUGGGUUAGAUAUCACACAUGUGGGAUCUUUGAAAGUGAUAUAUAUCAAGUAUUUGAAAGAGUUGGAUCAGUGGUUAAGCCAUGGAGGUUUCAAAGAUACCAAAUUGGAGAAUGGUGAGCUUGGUGUUCUUGAGAAGUUAGAUUCAUUGUUUCGCGAGUUGAGGGGGUGUAAAAAUUCUUUAUCCAAUGUUGGAUUCAAAAACAUUAAGGAGAAGUGUGUUGUUAUAGAGUCUAGUGAUGAUGUGGGGAUCGAAAGAAGUGCGUUGGAAUUAACCGAAAAAUUGGAUCAUGAUAUGGCUAACACUGAAAUGAGGUUUUCAAGAAUCAAUAAUGUCAAUGAAAAUGAUGAAAAGCUUAGUGAUUUGAAUCACAAAAUGAUCGAGUUACCGCGUGAAAUUGUCGUUAAGGAAGUGAAAGAUGAUAAUGACAAAAGAGUUGUGUUAUGUCCUACGAAUGUACGUAGUUUUCAUUCAGACAAUAACGAACGCAAUGAUACAGGUGAUAACGAGAAUGGUACCUUGGUUUUUGCCAAGACUACUGUCGAUAAGGUAGUUAGUUCUCAGAAAUGGAAAAAGGAGGAAUCUUUAUCCUUGUUGAAAAUGCUAAAAUGGGUAGCAAAUGCUGCAAGAAAUCCACAUGAUGUUUCGAUCGGAAGCAUACCAAAUAGUUCAAAGUGGAAGAAAUAUAAGACCAAUGAGGUAUGGAAGCAAGUUUUGUUGGUAAAAGAGAGACUUUUUACAAAACCAAAUAUUGAUUCGGUCAACAAAGUAUAUGGCUCGCAGAAGAAAAGACACAUGAUGCAUCCUUCAAUGUAUGAAGACGAUAAAGUCCCGAUUCAUCUGUCUUCCAAAAGAAUAAGAUGCAGCCAAAGGGUCAGUUCCGUGAAAUCAUGCUCUUGUCCAGGCUGCAUUUCUUGUUCAUCCUCUAGAAACAAACGUCAGAAGCCCGACAUCAAAAAGACCCUGCAAACCCUCGAGUCUAUGGAGAUAGAAGAUAGCAUUUCUGAAGAUCUAGAAACAGUUAGUGUCACCACAGGAGCUGAAGUACCCAAAUGGACAGGUGUCAUCUCUGAGAGCGAUCCUAAGUGGCUAGGAACUCGGAUGUGGCCCCCACCAGACGGCAAUUACCAAAAACAUGAAAAGGGUCUUGUAGUGAUCGGGAAAGGAAGACAAAGUUCAUGUAGGUGUAGCGUUCCAGGCUCUGCGGAUUGUGUGAGGUUUCAUAUUGCUGAAAACAGGAGUAGAGUCAAACACACACUCGGCCCCCUUUUCUAUAAAUGGAAAUUCAACCAUAUGGGGGAGGAAGCUUCGGUUUCUUGGAGCCUAGAAGAGGAAAGUAAAUUCAAAAGUUUGGUAGUCAAAGCAAGGCAAGAAUUGACACAUAGAAGCAAAUCUAGACAUGAAAUCAUGAGCAAUUUCUGGAGAAGAGCAUCCGAGUCAAUUCCUUCCAAGACAAAAGACAUAUUGGUGAGUUAUUACUUCAAUGUCUUUGUCCUUAGGCGAAGAAGUUACCAGAACCGCAUUAUGCCUGAGAAUAUAGACAGUGAUGAUGACGAACAGGAGGUGGGGUCUGUUGGAGACAGGUCUGGAUACGAAAAGAUCCACACUUUUGUCAAAUGCUCCCAGAAUAUGCAGUGCAACGAUCUUGAAUCUUGAUGGGGAUUUGGGUACGAAAUUAUCUACCAAAUGAUCCAGGAUACGCAGUGGCUGAGGUUGAAUCUUGAUCAUAGGGCCGUUUUGUGUGGAUAUUUUGCGAUGCUAGUGAUAGAGGUAUAGUAAAACAACUUUGUUAACCAAUUUUGGAGUCCGUAGCAUCGUACUUUUGUGAAUACCAUGAAACGACCGUGGUCAUAGGUGUUAUCGGUUGUUUUCUGUAGUUGUUUUAAGGUAUGUUAAACGAGACUAGUCGUUUCUGGUUUCUUUUGUGUUUGAAAGAUGACAUCUUU